AUGACGAGUCUCGUUCCACGCAAGCCGUACACGGACGAGGAGCUUGGCCGGCUGUACCCGGCAGGGCUACAGCUACAGCUGGUGCAGGUUCUGAUGCGGCACGGAGAGCGGACGCCAGUGUCACCGCGGUUCGAGAACACGGGCCUGCAGCCGUUCUGGCCGUACUGCUCGGCCUUUCGACGCUUCCAGUCGGCCGUGCUGACGGACGACCAGGAUCCGGGCGUGGUCGGCGGAGGGGCGGCAACGCAGCCGCUGGGCUCGCUGGCCUGGCGACGGCGGCUAGAGACGUUUGGUAGCGACGACGCGGCCGUGCCGGCAACGGGAGGCCGUGAAGGCCGUGGAAACCACAAAGACCGACAGCUGGACGCGCUCUGCGACAUGGGCAUGCUGACAGACCCGGGCCGGGCAUCGACGCUGCGGCUGGGUCACCGGCUGCGUCGCCUGUACGUGGAACAGCUAGGCUUCCUACCGCCAGCCAUCGGCCCCGGCGACGCCGACCGGCUCUUCUAUCUUCGCUCGACCCCGAUUCCACGCGCACUCGAAUCGCUGCAGCAGGCCUUUUCCGGCCUCUACCCCGAAACGACGAGACCACAGGCCGGCCGGGACGUCAAACCCAUCACGAUCAUCGCGCGCGAGCCCGCCGACGAGACGCUCUUCCCCAACGACGGCAACUGCCGGCGCUUCGCCGAGCUCUCGCGCGCGUUCGCCCAGCGAGCCGCCGAUCGAUGGAACGACUCGGCCGAGCUCGCCCUCGUCACCCGCAAGAUCGGCCGCUGGCUACCGCCCUCGAAUCCCCGCGUCGCCGUCGACGGACGACCGCGCCUCUCCGGUAUCAUGGACACCGUCAACGCCACGCUCGCCCACGGUCCCGACACCCGUCUGCCACCCGAGUUCUAUGACGAUCAGGUCCGCCACAACAUCACCGCCGUCGCCCUGCAGGAGUGGUUUGACGGCUUCCACGAGUCGCUCGAGUACCGCACCCUCGGCAUCGGCGGCCUCAUGGGUGACCUCGUCGCUCGCAUGGUUCGCCACGCUGAGAUCAAAAAUGUCGCUGCCUCGGCUUCUGCUCCCGACAACAUGUUCCGCUUUGGCCUCAGCGGCUGCCAUGACACCACCCUCGCUGCCAUUCUUGCCAGCCUUGGCCAUCGCAUGGACGCUUGGCCGCCCUUCACCAGCCACCUGGCCCUCGAGAUGUUUCAUGGCCCUUCUUCCUCUUCCUCACCGCCUCCCAAGCCUUCUGCCGGCUGGUCUGCCCUCGUGCCCUCGGCCUUGUCCGGACGCCAGACGGCUGCCCCCAUCGGCCGCAAGCCGUCCCCCGAGCUGUCAGAUGCCCAGAAGCAGAAGCUCGACGGCUACUACGUGCGUAUCCGCUACAACGACGAGCCUGUCACCAUCCCUGGAUGUCGCCUGCCGGGGAACCAUCUUGAGGGUGACGAGUCAUUUUGCACUUUGAAAGCCUUCAAGGCUAUUGUCGACAAGUACACACCGCGCAACUGGAAGCAGCAGUGCCACAGCAACCUGAGAACACAGGCUCUGCCCGACAAGCCCGAGCCUUCGGGCUUCUGA
This is a messenger RNA of Grosmannia clavigera kw1407, 1566 nucleotides long. RefSeq names its product histidine acid phosphatase. Gene Ontology annotation, molecular function: phosphatase activity. The coding region runs from base 1 to 1566 and encodes 521 amino acids. Gene Ontology annotation, biological process: dephosphorylation. The record is from RefSeq and is a predicted model, not a curated record. The transcript is spliced from 2 exons. Lineage: Eukaryota; Fungi; Ascomycota; Sordariomycetes; Ophiostomatales; Ophiostomataceae.